Molecule: messenger RNA, 4651 nt
Organism: Anas platyrhynchos (mallard)
Lineage: Eukaryota; Metazoa; Chordata; Aves; Anseriformes; Anatidae
Source: RefSeq, a predicted model, not a curated record
GCGGCGGUUGACGUCAGGGCGCUCUGGGCAUGGGCAGGUGGAGGGAGCAGCCAAAGUUUGGCAGGCGCUGACGGGAGGCGGCGGCGGCGGCGGGGCCGGGCUCGGGGCCGCGGCCGCUCCUCAGGGGUCCCCCGGUACCUCAGGGUCCUCCCCCCCCUCGGUACCUCAGGGGUCCCCCCCCUCAGCUUUGGGGACCGCAGCCAUGGCGGAGGAGCCCAGCGCGCUGCCCUGGUCCAUCAACAAGGAUGAUUACGAGCUGCAGGAGGUCAUCGGGAGCGGAGCGACUGCAGUGGUGCAGGCAGCCUUCUGUGCUCCGAAGAAGGAGAAGGUUGCGAUUAAACGGAUCAAUCUGGAGAAGUGUCAGACCAGCAUGGACGAGCUCCUGAAAGAAAUUCAAGCGAUGAGUCAGUGCCAUCACCCCAACAUCGUAUCUUACUACACCUCCUUCGUGGUGAAGGAUGAGCUUUGGCUGGUGAUGAAGUUGCUCAGUGGAGGCUCUGUUUUGGAUAUUAUAAAGCACAUCGUGGCCAAAGGAGAACACAAGACCGGCGUCCUGGAUGAACCCUGUAUAGCCACAAUCCUCAAGGAGGUGCUGGAGGGGCUGGACUACCUGCAUAAAAACGGGCAAAUCCACAGGGAUGUGAAAGCAGGAAAUAUUCUUCUCGGAGAAGAUGGCUCAGGUGCAAAUUGCAGCAAAUUGCCAUUCACCACUGCCUGCAUCAUCUUCUCCUCGGGCUUUGUUCGCCGUCAGCGCUCGAACAGCCUGAGCUUUGCAGAAGAGCAGCCCUCAGUACCACUGCAGCGAGUUUUUGACGUGCGAGGAGCAAGGUGCUCAGAAGAAUUUUGGGUGAAUGCACAGUGCAUCUUCGAGUAUCCUGCAGCCUGUGGAAAAUGCUUCAAGCGAGGGAACCCUGUGCAGGGUGUCUGCAAGGCAUCCCCUGUGAGGCUCAGGCAUGACUUCGGCGUCAGCGCGUUUUUGGCCACUGGUGGCGACAUUACCAGAAAUAAAGUCAGGAAAACCUUUGUGGGCACACCUUGCUGGAUGGCACCAGAAGUGAUGGAACAGGUCAGAGGUUACGAUUUCAAGGCAGACAUCUGGAGCUUUGGGAUCACUGCUAUCGAACUGGCUACAGGGGCAGCUCCUUACCAUAAAUACCCUCCGAUGAAGGUGUUAAUGUUGACGCUACAAAACGAUCCUCCGUCUUUGGAAACGGGCGUGCAAGACAAAGAGAUGCUGAAGAAGUAUGGGAAAUCCUUUAGGAAGAUGAUCUCUUCAUGCCUACAAAAAGACCCGGAGAAAAGACCGACAGCAGCAGAACUUUUAAGACACAAAUUUUUCACGAAAGCAAAGAAUAAAGAGUUUUUACAAGAGAAGAUGUUGCAGAGAGCACCGACAAUUACUGAAAGAUCCAAAAAGGUAAGGAGAGUCCCAGGUUCCAGUGGACGUCUUCAUAAGACUGAAGAUGGUGGCUGGGAGUGGAGUGAUGAUGAACUAGAUGAAGAAAGUGAGGAAGGCAGAGCAGCAAUUUCACAGCUCAGGUCUCCCAGAGUGAAAGAACCUGUACAGAAUUCAGAGCUAUUCCCAUCAGCCGAGCCGCCAGGUCCUUCGCUCAGUGCUCCAGCACAGGCACCUACUCAACUACCUCAGGCUGCAGGACAAGUACCUGCACAACCUCAAGCUGCUGUACCUCCACCUAGCCAGGCUCCUCCAGCAGCCCCGGCAGCAGCCCAGGCCCCACCUGCCCCUGCUGCAGCUCCGGUACAGGAAGAUACGAAAGUCCCCAUCAGCCUCGUACUAAGGUUAAGGAAUUCGAAAAAAGAGCUCAAUGAUAUCCGAUUUGAAUUUACCCCAGGGAGAGAUACUGCUGAUGGUGUGUCUCAAGAACUAAUUUCAGCAGGGCUUGUUGAUGGCAGAGAUCUGGUAAUAGUCGCAGCUAAUUUGCAGAAAAUUGUGGAAGAGCCCCAGGCAAACAGAUCCGUCACUUUCAAACUGGCGUCCGGUGUCGAAGGCUCAGAUAUUCCUGAUGAUGGCAAACUUAUAGGAUUUGCACAGCUCAGCAUCAGCUAAACAAUGGUCCCAGGAGAUGUUUCCCAACAGAGAACCCACAUGUGCAUAUUCGUAAUGCUUCUGUUAGCCUAAAAAAAAAAACCACUACUGCCAAAGAAUUGAACUACAGCCCCCUUCCUAGAAGCUUUAACAUUUUCCUUAAUAGGAUCACAAACCUUCCUGAAAUUACCGAUGGCGUUUACACCUUUUGUAAACAAGUCUCAUGUUUUUGUAUGUCAUCUCAAACAUGCAGAUCCAACAUGUCAUUGCCUGCAUGUUCGUUUUAUUAUUGCCUUACUUUAAAGAAAAAUACUACUGAGUACGAAGCGGGGGUUCCACUGCUCUGAUGAUCUCGCCUAAAUGUUUGCUUACAUGUGGUUUCAUUUUUUUUCACUUGCUAUUUUUGCACAAGUUUUAAUACUGAAUGGAUCUUUUUUUUUUUUGUUCUUUACCUUCUCCUUCCACCUGAAACACCAAUGUACAUGUUGUUUGGGUCACCUGGAGUGCUGAGAAAUCUGCUUCUCUUCAGCUGUAUUUUUAAAACUGCUGGUUUGAAUGCUUGCACCUAAGAAAGCAAGCCAAGUCUUAACCCACAGGAGGGAGAGCCAUCUUCCCUUGUGUUUGCGUUCCUGAGAAGUUCCUUGACUUCGAGGUGUUAGAAGUCAGCUUCCCUUUGUAAACUGCCUUAAGUUUUUUGCUUUUUUAUAUAUCAUUUGGGUUCUUUCCACAUGAGUGCCAGGCGUGGCAUGAGGGCUGAACCUGUUGAUUUACGUUAAGCAGUCCUUCCGCAAACCAUGUCCUUCAUCCUGCGUCCGUAGAUGUAGUCGGUCCGCAAAGCAGAACAAUGAGGCGCUGCUGUCUGGACGCUGGUCUUGCAGCUGAUCAACAACCCAACUGUAUUUGUUGUCAGAGGGAGAGGAGAUCUGUGUCACUCUGCGUGUGGAAAAGAUGCACUUGGAACUGUUCUCCAGACCCGGCCUGUUAUGCCCGGCUGUGCGAGUCCUCCCCGACGUGUUUCCCAGUCCUUUGCAAACUGGUACUCGUGGAACCAUCCCUGUCGUGUUUUACAGCAAUAAGGAACUGCCAGUAGAGUGGUAUUACUGGGCAAGCGAGCACCGGACUGUGUCCCUCCUGCACUAAUCGCUUGGGUCGUCAGCUGUGGCGGCGGCCCGAGCCUCGCCGUUUGAUCAGGAUGUCACUGAAACCCUGUCACACACGUAUUUAGGUUGUAUUUCUAUGUGGUGUUGAAUUUGAAUUUCUACAUGAAUAAUAUAAAUUAUACUUUGCGUUUGAUAAGAGACACUUGUAAUGCAAUAUGUGAAUAAUAAAUGGUGUUGAUUUUUUUUUCCUACUGUUUCACAGUUGGCCUUUGUAACUGCUAUUGGCUCUGGAGUGUUUUCUACACAGAAAUUAGAAGCCUGUAAUUUAACACACAGAUGGAAACGUGUUUGGUUUCCAUCAGCCACAAACAAUGCAGAAACAGAGUGUUAAAGCAGAACGACUGGGUUCAAUCAGGACUUAUUUUUAUUUCCAAGUCUUCUGAUGAACAAUCUAUAUUUAUAUUUUUUUUUUUCCUCUACGAGCAGCUGCGGAAGCUCCCUGCCUUGUGCAUGCUCUUUUUAUACUGCCCUAGUUUCUUUUAGCCUGUAGGUGGGUGUUGGCUCUGUCCCCAUGGAGCUGCCGGCUCUCUGCAGCCCCGGGACUGCUGAGAGGGAAGGCGAAGGAGAGGAGGAGGAGAGCCUGGGAGUGAGAGCACCCUGGGGUGCUGAGCAGGAGCCCUGACCAGCCAAGGAGGUGGGUGCCAGGAGUUGAUGGGGGCUGGGUUUGGCCACUUGUGUGCUUGCCAGCUGUGCCACAAGAGAAAAAAAAAAGAAAAAUUUGACACAAAGCACUCCCGAGGGCUUCCCCCAGUGAGCCUCUUGGCUUGGGGAAAGCGGGCUGGCACCCAGACUUCUCGUGUCGCCCCGUGGCUGAUGACGACGUGGUCAUGGUGCAGUGUGUGCAGUGUUAUUCCUCCUCCUGCCUGCACACCCUGGGGGCCUCCUGGGUCCUGGUGCUGAGAGAGGUGGGACUCGAACCGCUCACGUGUGACAACACAGCCUCUAUUUAUUAAGUUAUCCCCCACCUUCCCAACACCAGGACUCGGAGUGUGAGUUUGCACCGACCCGGGACUCGUUAGUUCUUCACGGGAGAAAAUCAGCAAGCAACUGAUGUCAUUUGCUCUGUAGCUCUCCAGGCGUUUUGGGUAGCAAUCCAAAAAUUUCUACUUGGGCUAUUACAGUGCUAGACAACUGUCUUUUCUGAUGUUGUUCCAGUAAGUGCCAAUGCUGUUCAUAAUUGUUUUCCAGUGUCAUUAUGGAUUUUUUUUUUUUUUUUUCUGUGUGAAUUUCUGAUCCGAACCUGAAAGCAGGCGGUAAUUUUAAGUUCCUACUUUUAAGGACAAUGCUCUGUUAAUGAAAACGGAUCCUCUUCACAACUUUGGUGUAUUGUAGACUAUAAUGAGAGAUGUAAAAUAUUCAGGCUUUUUUUUUUUUCCCCUUUUUUGGACUUUGUAUUUUACUGCAUGUCUCUAAUUUUUAAUCAAUAAAGAACAAAUUGUCCAUU